Sycon ciliatum is the source of this 2900-nucleotide messenger RNA. RefSeq lists its product as uncharacterized. NCBI's taxonomy places the organism in Eukaryota, Metazoa, Porifera, Calcarea, Leucosolenida, Sycettidae. The coding region runs from base 413 to 1555 and encodes 380 amino acids. The record is from RefSeq and is a predicted model, not a curated record. The transcript has 3 exons.
UCGGUUGGCGAGCUCAUAUCCACCCUGUACUGUAUAUCAACGUGACGUACUUCCGUUGCCGCUCUUCAGGAACGGCAGCAGGCCAUGCUUUGCGGAUUUAUCGACAAUCUUGAGCUGGACAAAGAAGUGAGUUCGUGAGUGAGCUCUGCGGGAGUGCGCUUGCACGUGAGGAGGAAGACAGCUCGUGGCAUUCCCACACGUACACGCGCAGCUUGUAAGGAGAUAGAAAUGCUAAAGUCGAGCCUCGCAGUCUUGCAGUAGCCUUCUUGUUCUAAGCUAACGUUACUUGCAGGGAGCUAACGCUGGUGUGCGAUACCAUACUUCAGAAGUCAGUUGCACCCGAGCAGCAUAUUCUUUUCCGCAAUAGAUAGAAUUCCUUAGUGUGUCCAGCAGUUCCAACACACGGGCAGACAUGGAGAGAAUCGCCUCGAGAGGCGCGGGGAGUGCCAGCAGCAAGCGCUCUUCCAGAACUAACCCGGCACUGGAUAUCGUGACGGACCUGCCCGAUGAAGGCAGCGGCAUGGUCGUCCACCAGCCAAUGCCAAUGGUCAUGGCCAAUCCGCUCUACUUCGACACCCAGCUGCCUGCAUCGCGAUUGGCCUGGACUAACCAGAUGGAACCUAGAUGCACAAGCUCCGGUUGUGUGUGGCCAGGAAAGGCACCGCUAGCAGUGGCAACGGAAGCGCCGCUAGUAGCAGCAACGGAGGCAUCGCCAGUAGUAGCAGAGCGGCCACUGCCUUCAGCGGAGGCGCCGCCAGCAGGGGAGACGCCGCCAGCAGCCGAGAGUCAACGCGAAACCGGCCAUGAAGCGACAUCGGUCGAUGGCAACGCUGAGCAGAAUGAGGACAUCGCGAACCCAGUUGCUGACUCUCCUGAACACGAAGCGACUCGCACUGAGUCUGUGCACGUAUCGCUUCAAGUUCCCGCGGUAUCAUUUCUACAUGGAUCUAUAAGUAUAAAGCCGGAUGACUUUGAUCAUGAUGUGGAUAUGGCAGAGCAGAUGAUGCAUGUAGAGGCUUCAGGACUUAGUACCGAACAACAGGCGCAGGCACAGCCUCAGCAGAAAGGAAAGUACGAAAACUGGUGGGCAUCGGAGAUAUUCGACUGUGGAAACAAUGUAGACAUUUGCAUGUGGGGAUUGCUCUGUCCAUGGUACUUGCUCUUCAAGAUAUCGCACAUACUGGACAAUAACAAGAUAGACCGCGGAGAGAACCAUCGCGCCGCGCGUGCCCAGCAGAAACCACUGGGCUACAGGAUGGUGCGAGCAGUCCGACCCGUGUUCUAUAUCCUAUGCUGCUUUCUCGGGCAUCUGUUUCUACGCAAGAGGGUCCGGGAUCGAUUUAGUAUUCAGGGAUCCUUGAAGAAUGACUGCAUAGUCACUUGCCUGUGUGGCCUGUGCGCCGGCUGCCAAGAAGCUAGAGAAGUUCAGCAGCUCGGUAUUAGCGUCGGAAAUCAAACCCAGACGAUAGACAAGGGAAAGCUGCCCCCGUUCUACCUGAAGAAACUGCGCCACGACGCCAUAACCAAGUCUGAUCGUAAGAUCGUAGCGGUGUGAGCCGAUCGGCAGUGACUGCGUUGUGUGUGUGUGGACCAGUACCAGUACUUAUGCCAUGAUGACAUAACCAAGUAUCAUGGUAGGAUCAUAACGGUGUGAGCCGACCGGCACUGACUGUGUGUGUGGACCAGUACAUGUAUACCAGUAUUUGCGCCGCAGGAUGCACGUCAUGAGAAACACAUUGCUGCCACAUGGGCGUAUGCAGACAUUGGCUCACCGGCGACAACCACCAAAUGGCUCGCAAUGGAUUCUUCGCAGCGGCAUAUGUGCACGUCUACCUCAGUAGCUGUGCCAGUACGGCAGUAGUGGUCUGUGUGUGUGAGCCUACUGUGUCACAUGACCUGUGUGCUCCUAUUUCGGUCACAUGACUACAUGCUGCAUUUGUUCAUCACAUGGUGAUGUCAUGACAGUAGAGAUCAAUGCAUUACUCAGGCUGACUGGAGGUAGGGCUUGUAGUGAAGUAUUGUCUUUUUAUCGUAUAUUAUUGCACACACCUACAGAAGAAGGGGAAACACUCAAAGACAAAGCAAAAAAAACAACAAUGGGUGUGUGGGUGCUACAUGAGCUGCACUGGUGAGGUGCAGUGGACUCCCCCACCGACCACUGCAUGAUAAUAGUGAAGGUACUAUUGUCGUGUUGGGUACGAUCUGUAGCUGGAAUUCUAGUCUGGCCCGAUGGACAGGUAGUAAAAUAAUACUAUAUUGAUGUUGCACAUCAACUGUACCAGGCACUCACACAUUACAGUACAUUGUAAGUAAUGGCAUUGCCGUAACUCUCAACGCUUUACAAUACGGCUGUUCCUCUUAUCUCUGCUUUUAUGGUGGACAAUGUCGAUGCUGUUUCGGCUAAAAGAAACUUGGCUUUAUAUAUCUACAAUUGCAUUUCGCUGGCAGGCUUAGCUCUGCUGUUAUUUAAACCGUGAGAGCUUUUCAAGAAGAUCGUACUAGAAGACCUCACCUCAUCGUGGCUUUUAAAAUCACAUUCAUAUCAUCUGAGAACUAUUUAUGCAAAGUCUGGCAAGCUGCGAAUACGCCAUAAUUGGUAGAUGCUCUAUAAUUAUGUCUCUCAGGCCGAGCCAGAACUCCAGAAGCACUUACAAACAUGAUUGUGAUUCAUGACUCGGAGAUGGCGAAGCGCUGCUGCUGAUAAAAUAUUAUGAUCGCUACUACAAGGAAGCUGGCUGCUGCCACAUAAAUAUUAUAAUUAUUAUUGCUUGGAAACAAUGCAUUUAUUACUCAGAAGUCUUUUUCAAAUGAACCUGACUGACGAUGUUUCACUGUCUGUGGAGGGCACCGAUUGUGAUAAGCCGGAUCAUCACAAUAUUUAUGCCUUGCAUGGAGCAGAA